Molecule: messenger RNA, 1175 nt
Organism: Rhodotorula graminis WP1
Lineage: Eukaryota; Fungi; Basidiomycota; Microbotryomycetes; Sporidiobolales; Sporidiobolaceae
Exons: 3
Coding region: 1-1107 (368 amino acids)
Molecular function (GO): 6-phosphogluconolactonase activity; protein binding
Source: RefSeq, a predicted model, not a curated record
AUGCCGCUGCGCCUCCUCACCUCUGGCUACGGCGGCGACGUCGACAUCCUCACGUUCGACCCGGCCGCCGGCACCCUCGCCAAGUCGCACACGGCCAAGCUCGACGCCGCGCCGACCUGGUCCAGCCUGCACCCAACCCGGCCCCUCGUCUACACGGGCGCCGAGUUUGCCGAGCCCGAUGGCCUCGUGCACGCCUUCUCGUACGACUCGCACGCCGGCACGCUCGCCCCGCUCGGCGGCACGGCCAAGGUCGGCGCCGGACCCGUCCACUUUGCCCUUUCGCGCGACGGCCGCCACCUGUACUCGGCCAACUACUCGGGCGGGAGCCUGUCGUCGGUCGAGCUCGACAGCGAGGGCAAGUUUGUUGAGGGCUCGGAGGAGACGCAGAAGUUCAAGGGCGUCGGGCCCAACAAGGAGCGCCAGGAGGCUCCGCACGUUCACGGCGUGUACGUCGACCCGACGGGCAAGUACCUCCUCGCGGCCGACCUCGGCGCAGACGUGAUCCGCGUCUUCGACAUCUCGUCCGGCAAACCCUCCUCCCUCCCGUCCAUCUCGCGCCCGGCCGGCAACGGUCCUCGCCACCUCAUCUUCUCGCCGCCCAACGCGCGCUCGAGCCGCACGCUCGUCUACCUGAUCGAGGAGAUGGGCAACACGGUCGCCGUGCUCGAGGUCGAGUACCCGACUGAGAACCAGCCGGCGCUCCGGCUCAAUGCGAUCCAGCGCGAGGUCAGCGUGCUCCCUCCCGACGCCAAGGACACCCCGGGCGACUGGACCGCCGCCGAGCUCGCCCUCUCGCCCUCGGGCACGUUCCUCUACGCGACCAACCGCUGCCCCGUCGACAACCCGGCGCCGUACGACACGCUCACCAUCUUCCCCGUCGCGGCCGACGGCUCGCUCCUGCGCGACGACGCCACCUUCUUCAACCUCGAGGGCCGCGGACCGCGCCACUUUGCAGUCAGCGCCGACGGGCGGUACCUCGCUGUGCCUCUCGAGCGCACGAGCGAGUGCGUCGUGUACGAGGUGACGCAGGGCAAGGAGGACGAGCUGAGGGAGGUUGCGAGGCUCAAGGGUGUCGACCAGCCGACGUGCGUCGCGUGGCUGCCGUAGAUGCGCGAGGGCGAGCGGGUCGUUCGUCGUCGGCGUGCGGGCUUGCAGUGCAGCAGUACUUGUACGUG